Molecule: messenger RNA, 1587 nt
Organism: Gavialis gangeticus (Gharial)
Lineage: Eukaryota; Metazoa; Chordata; Crocodylia; Gavialidae
Gene: EXOG
Product: exo/endonuclease G
Exons: 6
Coding region: 29-1105 (358 amino acids)
Biological process (GO): apoptotic DNA fragmentation
Cellular component (GO): nucleus; mitochondrial inner membrane
Molecular function (GO): single-stranded DNA endonuclease activity; metal ion binding; RNA endonuclease activity
Source: RefSeq, a predicted model, not a curated record
CUGGGCCGGUUGUGGCGCGAGCAGGUGCAUGGCGGCGGCGCGGGGUUCCAACCGCUUCUUCCGCGGCCUGGUGUGCGGGACCGCGCUGGGCGCCGCCGCCUCGGGCCUGGCCGCGCUGCAGUUCCGACACAACCACGAGCCGGAACCGGAACCGGAGCCGGGGCGGGUGGAGCCGGCGGUGCUGGAGGAGUUCGGGCUGCCCGACACCGGAGCGGAGAGCAGGUUUUACUUGAACCACGCGCUGUCUUACGACCAGGCCAAGCGGAUCCCCAGAUGGGUGGUGGAGCACGUUUCCCAACAGAAAACCCUAGGUUCUGCAGACCGAAAGCACUGUAAAUUCAAACCGGAUCCUAAUAUCCCUCUAAUGUUUAGUGCUGUCAAUGAAGACUACUUUGGGAGCGGAUGGUCACGAGGGCACAUGGCACCAGCAGGAGAUAACAAGUUUUCAACACAAGCUAUGGCUGAAACAUUUUAUCUCUCCAACAUUGUGCCUCAGAAUUACGAGAAUAAUGCUGGAUUUUGGAACAGAAUGGAAAUGUAUUGUCGGGAAUUGACAAAGAGAUUUGAGGAUGUUUGGAUAGUUUCAGGACCUUUGACCUUGCCUCAAACAGAUGAUGAUGGAAAGAAGAGAGUUACCUAUCAGGUAAUUGGAAAAGAUGAUGUGGCCGUGCCAUCACACCUCUACAAGGUGAUCCUUGCCCGGCGAAGCAGAACGUCAGUGGAGCCCCUUGUGCUGGGAGCCUUUGUGGUGCCCAACAACCCCAUAGGCUUCAGUCACCAGCUGCCUGAAUUCCAAGUCAACAUCGAAGACCUGGAGAAAAUGUCAGGACUGGUUUUCUUUCCACAGGUAGACAAAACUAAGGAUGUUAAAAAUCUCUGUGAUGUGGACACCUGUAAGCUAAUAGGGUUUAAGGAGUUCACAUUGUACCUUACUGGCCGGAAAGUGCAGAGUGCCAGAACGCUGCACAGGCUGGAAAAGGCCAUGUCAGAGUUAAGGGAAUCAGGAAUUGAGCCUGACGAAUAUCUAAUGAGAGUCUACAAGAAGAAGGAAGAGGAACUCACUCAGCAAGAGCCGCGGGAAGCUAGAGAAAGGAAGACUGGCUGAAUGUUUGUCUCAGAAAACUGUUUGAGAAUAUGUUCUCCCCGGGCUGUAUAUCUGUGCGUGCACACUCCCUUUGUGUUUUGGGCCUGGGCUGUUCAAAGAACUUGUCAAAACAAUUGCGAGAGAAUGAAAGUUGAUGGAUUUGGGGGAUAAGGUUCAUUCGUUCUCCUCUAAUACGAUGCAGGUACAACUUGAUAAAGUACUUUUGCUAUGGGAAGUAAAAAUAACCCCUUCGCAGCAUGCUAAGAGACCUCUAGAAAAGGCGGUGUUGUACUAUUUUCUAAAGCCGACGUCAGACUUGGGUUUUGAACGGAAUCUCUUCUAGGAAGGUUUUAAAAAUAGACAAUGGACACCUUGGGAGUAUAACUGGAACAUGUCUAAAUGUAACUCACCCUGUAGAUGUCUUUGAAAAUGAUGCUGUGGAAGCAAUGGUAUUAUUAUGGGGGCUGGUUGAUGAAAGAAAUACAGAAUGGUGUGGGAUUUUA